Messenger RNA from Etheostoma spectabile (orangethroat darter), 926 nucleotides. RefSeq names its product trichohyalin-like. The coding region runs from base 180 to 854 and encodes 224 amino acids. The transcript has 2 exons. Lineage: Eukaryota; Metazoa; Chordata; Actinopteri; Perciformes; Percidae. The record is from RefSeq and is a predicted model, not a curated record.
UCUAGAAGCAGAUAAGUGAGAGAAGUAUUCCAUAAUUCCUUCACUCUUCUGCUUCUAGAAUUAUAUACAGUGGUAUACAUAUACAGUAAAUGUGGUGUCAUUACUUUACCAAAAACCUCCAUAAGAGACAGACUUAAAGCAUACCAACCUUUCCUGAGAACACACAGAGAAAAAACAUCAUGUCAAGACAACAAAGUCAACUCCAGAAUGAAAUGGAGAUUGUUAAAAGUUUAAGGAAAUGGACUCCAGAGGAGAGAAGGAAAGAGCUAGUUAGAGAGUUGAGGAACAUAGAGAUGGAGCGCAGAGCGAGAGCGCUUCAGAGGGACAUGAGGGAAAAAGAGGAAAAAGACAAAGAGACUGAAAGAUUGCAAAGUCAGAAACAGAGAUAUGAGGAGGAGAGGAGGAGGCAGGAGAUCAAACAGAUGGAGGAGGAGAAAAGGAGGGUGAAUGAGCAAAAGGCCCUCGAGAAACAAAAACAGGUGCAACUGAAGAAAGCGAGGCUUGAGUGGAAGAAGGUGAUGAUGGUGGACGAGGAGCCAAUCACAUUGCCCGGAUUAACUCUGAGUGAUCUGAAAAGGGAGCAAAGGAGGUGCAGACAGGCUGAGCAAAGAGUGGAAGAUAAAGCCAGCUUUAAGAGCCUGACCUCGGAGCUAAAGGGCCAGGAGAAGAGUAAAAGAAAAACCCUGUUCAAUAACUGGGUUGGAGAGCCAAGUGAGACGAACAGGAGCUCCACCCAAACGGUUCCACCCCCCUCCACUGAAAUACCAAGCCUUGAGUCUAAAACAAUACCAAAAUCCAGGAGGAGAGUUAAGGCUACUCAAAUCUUGGAGGGAUGGCUCAAGAAAUUUGUCUGAGCAGUUUGCUAUACUGACCUGUCCAGAAACAGCAUCCUCAAAAAAUGGAUGAUCUUCUGAUGAAUAAAACAG